GUCAAAUUCGAUCAAGGAUCUCUAAUGUCAAAGUCAAAUUUGUCAAACUCAAAACUCGAGUGAUUUUGUGACGAUGGAAUUCCGAUGUGAAAAACAAUAAAAAUGUUCAACAAAGUGAUUCAACGCGCCUUAAAGUUUAGAUUAAAGAAGAGUUAUCCCACGAAUAUUUAUGAUUUGUCUCGUGGUUCGGCCAUAGCGGUGCGCAGGCCGUAUAGUGAUGAAGUGCGUCGCGCGCAGGCGCAGAGCGUCGCGGCGCCGGGGCCGACGAUUUUUGACAAAAUAAUCUCGAAAGAGAUCAAAGCUGAUAUUAUUUACGAAGAUGAGCAGUGUUUGGCGUUCAACGACGUGUCCCCGCAGGCGCCCGUGCACUUCCUAGUGAUACCAAAGCGAAGAAUUCCAAGGUUGCAAGAUGCGGAACCUAAUGAUAUGGAGCUACUUGGCCACCUAAUGUUGGUUGCGAGGUCGCUGGGAGCGGCCCGGGCCCCCUCGGGCUGGCGGCUGGUCGUCAACAACGGUCGUGACGGCGCCCAGUCUGUGUACCAUCUACAUUUGCACGUGUUGGGAGGCCGUCAGAUGGGAUGGCCGCCGGGAUAGGAUGGGGAAGAAACUAUUGUAAAGUAUUAGCUGGGAAUUUACUUUGUUUUACACGACGUAUUUAAACGCAACAUAUAGUAAUCGGCACGGAUAAUGAGCUCUCGGCGGGAGAGUGGGGAUCGCUUUGCGCACUGUACACUUAAGGCAAUAAACCAAUAAAUCGCUUCUGCGCAGGGAAGGUCAGGGCUAUCCUUGCCGAUGAUUAUAGUACUGUAAAGCCGGCCUUGUAAAUUUCGCUAAAGUCGCGUAAGUAGCUAAUUUACGGUAAAUAUAAAAAUCUAACACCGCUAAGUAAGUCGCUUACAGUAUUUUUUAGAUAUUUGAAAGUGACUUACCUACGUAAUUUUUAUUUAAGAAACUUAAAUUGUAAGGACUUGUAACGUUGUGUUUAACAAGUGAAUUCCUAGCUUAAAAACACACAAUUUUUCAUUCAAUGGCGCAGAAGAGACUUUUGUAAAAUAAUUUAUGAAAAAAAUACUAAAAUUCGGAUGCAGAACCCCUUUUGGAAUGUCGGUAAAAAAGAGUCAAUAGAGCAAACAGUUAUGAAUAUUCUAAAAUUGUGUCAUUGAAAGAAAAAAUUGUUUAAUUGAAAUUCUUUUGCAAAAUUGCUUGCUUGAAAUAUAAAGUGACAGAAAAAAGUUUCUUAUUACUUAUUCAAACUAGUAAUCAGUAAGCAGUUUUGCAAAAAUGAGUCAUAAAAUAUUUAGUUUAUAGUAAUUUAUCAAUGCGAAAGAAUAGUUUGUAGUAAACGAAAGUCCAAAGUACUCGCGUUUCAUUUGCCCCUUAUUUUGAAAGAUUAAUUUCUAGUUUUUAACUUUCCAACUGAAACCAACAAAAACCGCAUUAAAAUCGGUUCAGCCAAACGUGAGAUAAUCAUGCACAAAAUUGCAAAACAAUUUUGAUUUUGUUCAUAUUGUAAGACAAUAGUGACGUCCAUUCGCAAAAAUAUAUCGAUAAAAUAUUUCUAAUCAAAUAUGUUAUUAUGUUAUUCUUUUGUGGCAUUUUGCAACUACAGAAACUAUUCGUACGCAUUGAUAAGUGACGUGCGUCGCGAUAAGAGCUGUCGUCACGGCUUACAAUAUCGAUGUCGAUAAGAUGAUGACGCAAUACAGUGACGUCGCUACUCGCGUUGCUCUGCUGUCGAUAAGGGUGGUGUGACAUUUAUCAAAUGUGAAUCAACAAGAAAAGUUGAAGUAGGCUAAUAAAAUAGCACUCUUUCACGUUAAAUUUCAUUGGACAGCACCCCAUAAACAAACCUUUUGAUUCAAAGUUUCCUUUUUAAAAAUUUUAUGAAUAUUUUAUUUGAGUCUGGCUGUUUGCCGAUUUCCGUGGAAAUUUCUUCACGUACCCGGAAAAAAUAUAGCCUAUACUACUCGGAAUAAGAUGAAAAAUCUUUAUUUGUAGAGACAGAAAUAGUCUUGUUACAAAAGUGAUACAAUUUUAUCAAAUCUGUUCAGUGAUUUCGGAGCCUUUAAGGUACAAAUAAAAAAAUCUCUUUAAAUACAAAUACUUCAUAAAUGUCGGUGUAGCCUCUGCAUUUGACGAAGUUGUAAAGUCCUCUUAUGUACAUUGACGUGGACAAAGAUAUUUGACAAAUGUCAUAUCACCCUGAGAGCUACUGCUUAGUAUGAAGGCCCAGGUUCGAUACCCGGGCAAGACGCGCAAGUACAAGAAAUGUUAUGUUUUAUUAAAUGGAGCAAUAUUAUUUUCUUUAUUAAAUUGAAUAUAUUCAAUUACUGAAAUACUGAUUUAAUAAAAUUGACAUAAGAACUAUGUGAAUGUGUAAAACAUGUCUUCACGUUGUUUUUUUUUUGGUAAAAUUUUAUUAAUUUUGUUUUGUAUCGGGAAGGGGUAUUGUGUAAUGUUAAAUAUUUGUUAAUUAAUGUAUGAACAGCUUGUCGAUAAGGAAAACUCUGUUUUUCCUGUUAUAUGUAGAAUGUGGGAAGAUAUUAGUUAUCCAUUUUCAAAUUCUCCGGAAGCCAAGUAUUAUUUGAUAUUGAACAUUUAAUAAUUACAAGUAAUUUCUUUUUGUUUUGCUCAAAAAGAUUGGUUACUUUUUAUUUCAGUUUUUUUUUGUAAAAGAGCUGAUUUUACCAUUUCAAACUAUAUUCACAGACAUUUAAUUUUGGUUAUUUUACAGAAUUGUUGUAAAAAAUAAAAAAAAUACAUUAAGAAAGUGAAUCCUCUGGAUACAUUUUCCUAAAAAUUAUAGUAACAUGGUUGUACCAGCUCUUAAUAUUAACCUGUCUACGCUAAGAUAAACUUAGUUUAGUACCAGGUUCGUUAAAUGUUAAAAAUAUACUUUGAAGUAUUACUUCCCAACAUUCUGCAUAUACAAUGACACUCGUUAUAACUCUGUAAUAUAAGAAAGUGCCUUAAAUUGGCCAGCAGUGCCAAAAACAAGCCUUCUCGAUGGACGACAAGAUUUGGUCGGAUUAUAUCAGAUUGAAAGCUGGUUCUAACAGUACUGUGAGUCAGCACAUUUAUGGCGGAACGCAGAGGCAAUUUAAAGGUGUAAUUAUAAUUAAUUAUGAAUGUCAAUGUCGAAAAUAUUCGGUCUUUAAAAAAAUUUCUUCGAUGUGCUCCGCCAAUUUUGCGCCGUAAGCUACCUAGCUUGCUAACUUUGUUGUAAAUCUUCGGUAAAACAACAUCAAAGUAUGAAGUCAAAAUACGUAACUGGUACUUUAUUCUAAAACGGUUUCUUAAAGGUGCCAGCUUUAGUAUCAAGUUUAAACCAUAAGCUUGUUCAUGGUACUGUUUUAAACCUAGUACUAUCAAAGCCAACGUUGCCAUCGAGAAGCAUCGCCUAACCUAAGAGUUGAAACGCAUACGAAAUCGUGUCAUAUUGGAGCCAUUGUUAAUUUUAAUUAGAUUGUAGUGCAAUAUAGUUGCCAAAUUAUAUUUAGGGGUUAUUUUUAGCUGCUUAUAAACAUUGGCUGGACGUUGGAGACCAAUGUGGGCCAACAUUGGUGAGAAGUCGAACUGAAUGGCUCGUAAGCACUUCGUGGUGAUAAAUAAUCAAAGUCAUUUUUUUACUUCAAUUAAGCCUAUAAAAGCUCUUUCGAAACUUCUUUCAAACUAGGUGCAAGGUUCCAAAGAGGUGGUCUCAUAGAGAAGAACCGGAAAGAAAACUCCAUGGACACUCUUUUUAAAAGAAAAAAAUAUUAUUUACUAAAGUUUUUAGUUAGAAAGUUAUACAAUAGUCUUAUAAAGUUCCUCCAUGCGAAUAAUAAAUUACCGCCACGACAGUGCGAACGAGUUCAGAUUUUUGCGAGUUCUUGAAUUAAUCUUUUUGGUGACCAUUGGCCCGCCAGCGCAGGCCACUGUUUACAAGCAGCACAACUGUCUCAAACACAGCGACGCCACAGUUUGAUACCUUCUGCUGGCAACACAGGGGGCGAUAGUGUGCUCACACAACACGUCAACCUGGCAACACCAUCAAUGAGACAGAUACAUGAAUCUGUACUUUUGAACCAGAGUCUCAAAUAGUAUGUGUUUAGCCCAGUGCAUUGUAUUAUUUAGAAUAUUUCACAAAUAUAGUUAGUAGAUGCAAUUUGACUGAUAUAAUUUAGACAAAUAAGUAGUAUUUCGUAAUUCCGUCUACAAAAUAGUAUUAGAAUUUAAAUUAUUACAAAAUAUAGAGCAGUUUUCGGUGUACCAAUAAAAGUGACACAAAAUCGCUCCCCUGUCCUUUUUACAAAAUAUUCGAAACUGGCUCAGAUCGCUUUUCAUAACAACGCUUUUUUCGCAAUAGUACUUUUUUUCUUAUAUAUUACAAAAAAUAAAAAAACUUUUCUUAGUUAAACAAUUAUUAAAAUUACCUCAUUAAUUAAAUUUGAAUGAUCUGAGUAGUGAGUGAAUCUCGUGUAAUAAUGUUCACUUUGGAAUUGGUUUAGCAUUCUAGUCAGCUCGGUUCGCGCCGCUCGUCUCAAACUGUGGUUCAAAUGGCGGGAACACGGCACAAUGUACUGUCUCAACGGCUUAUCUACUUGAGUAGACAGUGCCUAUAAACUUACGGCCGUUCCCAAUAAUCUAUCUGUCUCACUUACUAAAGAUAGGAAUUUGAUGUAACUUGUCAAUAUGUCUAUGUUGACAAAUGUCAAAAUUCUAUCUCUGGUAGGUCAAACAAUAGAUAGAUAGAAUAUUGGGAAGACCCGUUAAUAGGUUUGUCGAUAGAUAAAAAUGAGCUUUAAUAAGAAAAUAGAACAGUAAAAAUUGUGACCAGAUUAAUUUCAGUGUCUACUAAAAUGUAUCUAUGUAACGGUAAUGCUGUUUCCUAUUUAUUUUUAUCGAUAUGUUUUAUCUGUCGACACUUUCGUUUUUUAACGACAGUCCAAUGUGACGUGUCCCCCCACUAGUCGACGUAGUCAGUCGCUCAGUUAAUGCAUAUCUUAGUUUUAGUUGUUUUUUUUUUUUCAUUUUAAUUGAUUUUUAUUCAGCCCCCGACUUCUUGGUUAGUCAGCUGUAUUUGAUCGUAUGUUUAAAAUAAUCAAAUUUUGGAAAAUUAAAAAAUCCAUUCAAAUUUUUGUUAUAAGUAUGUAUUUCGCUAACCUGUUUAAAACUGCCAUUGUAAAUGCAGUCUAGUACAAAUAGUUUAAAGUAAUUUUAGCUAGACGAACCAAAAAAUAAUAUUAAUCUGCCAUUCAACUAUUUACAUAACCUUUUAGAAGAGUCUUGGGUAAUUAUUGCAUACGUGUAAUCUUUCAAUUUGAAUUGUAAUUCUGGCGUUAACUACAAAAUGACUAUAUUAAUUAUAUUUUUUAUUUUUAUCAAAUGAUUUCGUAAAUUAUUGUCAAAAGGAUAUUUAGUUAAGCAAUACUCAGCCAUUUCGAAGAGUCGGGGGUUAUAUUAUUAUUAUGUUCGUGGUAUGUCGGUUGUGGGUCCGGCUGACGCGAGUUCCGCCAUUUUGUUUUGUUCACAAAAGCGCGCGAACACACGCGUCCGUCGCUCAUCGUUGUUUGGAAUUUAGCGCCAUGUUUAAAUUCUUUAACCAAAGUUUAUUAAAUGAUUUUAUAUUAUGA
This is a messenger RNA of Helicoverpa armigera (cotton bollworm), 5615 nucleotides long. RefSeq names its product adenosine 5'-monophosphoramidase HINT1. Bases 103 to 594 code for a protein of 163 amino acids. The transcript is spliced from 2 exons. Gene Ontology annotation, molecular function: hydrolase activity. Gene Ontology annotation, cellular component: cytoplasm; nucleus. Lineage: Eukaryota; Metazoa; Arthropoda; Insecta; Lepidoptera; Noctuidae. The record is from RefSeq and is a predicted model, not a curated record. Gene Ontology annotation, biological process: purine ribonucleotide catabolic process.